Epinephelus fuscoguttatus (brown-marbled grouper) is the source of this 1746-nucleotide messenger RNA. RefSeq names its product LITAF domain-containing protein-like. Bases 175 to 600 code for a protein of 141 amino acids. The transcript has 5 exons. Gene Ontology annotation, molecular function: zinc ion binding. The record is from RefSeq and is a predicted model, not a curated record. Lineage: Eukaryota; Metazoa; Chordata; Actinopteri; Perciformes; Serranidae.
GUCUACAGUCAGUCCAUUACCUCGAAGGAAAUACAGGAAAUACCUUCCCCUAUUUGUCUUCCGUCAGUACUCUUGGUUAUACUGUGUUUGCUUCACUCAGGAAAAGGCAGCUGCAGCAGAGAGGGUGUGCAACUCUCUCUUUUUGACGGAAAGUAACAGUAAGGAUCUCUGAAGAUGGAAAAAGGAUACCCUCCACAGGACUCCGCUCCACCAUACCCUGGGCCACCUGUGAACUAUGGGGGUGCAAUGCCUCAGCCAGGGAUGCAGCCUCAGCCGGGCUACUCUCCAGGAGCUCCUCCGCCUGCUGCGUACCAAGGUGUUGCUUUUGCUCCUGCACCUGCUACAACAGUGACUCACAUGAUAGUGCAACCUGCACUGCAUGAAGUCCCAGGACAAACUGUGUGUCCCCACUGCCAGCAGACAGUGAUCACCCGGACUCAUCCCAAAGCAGGCCUGAUGACCUGGGCCAUCUGUGGUGGCCUCGCCCUCUUUGGGUGUCUUCUUUGCUGCUGUAUCCCGUUCUGUGUCGAUUCCUGUCAAGAUGUGGAGCAUAGCUGUCCUUCCUGCAACAGAGUCAUCUACGUAUACAAGCGAAUGUGAAACUGACUGUGAAUGGAGGAGAGAAACUCAAUGCUUAUGUGUAGCCUUACUUGCUCUGCAGCAUUCUUUUGAUAUGGAACAAAAUUAUAACACAAAAUGCACUUACUCUAAUCGUGUUCUUACACAUUCACUGCCAUUUUGCAUCUCUGUCACGCUAUUAUUAUUUGAAUGCUAAUGUUAUGUGAUGAGGCAUUUCACUGUGGGGAGUUAUAUUAAACGAUCAGUGCAACAUUUGUAUAUUAUAUAAGGGACAUAAACCAACAAAUAUGCCAAUAAAAAAACAAAAAACAAAAAAAAAACAACUUGUUUUCAGCAGUUGUUAUUCCAGUUGGUUGGUGGGUGUCUUACAUUUUCUGCAUAUAUGUUUCCUCACUUCCCUUCCAUUAUUUCCUUCUGUCUUUUCUCUUAUUGUGCUUCAUUGUCUUUUUUCUUAUUCUUUUUUUUUUUUUUUGAUUGACGGGUUGAGUUUAUACUAUUCUCCUACCAUUUUUUUUUCAUUUGAAAGAAAGAAAUUUGUUUUAUUUACAGCCAUAAUGCUCACGGUGAAAAUGCUAACAUGCUAAUGUUUAGCGGGUAUAGGGUGAUUAUUGGGUUUCGGGCAACCUGUUAUUUAGAUUAUCAUUACUUAGAAUGCUUUAUUUCACCUCUAUGCUUAAUUUUUCUCUUGAAAUAUUUUCAUUUUCCUUUCAUUUUCUAUACUGUUUAAUGGAAUUUCACCAUUUUCAGAGCUUUGAUGUUUGGUGCUAUAAUUCUCCAGUUAAAAAACUAACAAAAUCCUCAAAUUUUCAGUCUAUAUUGUUAUGAAUAUGUCUUUUUUUUUAAAAUUUUUUUUUUUUUUACAUGUUUUUAGUUUGACGAUUUGAAUUUUUACAAUUCUCUUGCCAUGUUUUUUUCUCUCAAAAAAGCCAUUUGUGUAGUUACAGGCAUGCUAGCAGCUCUGUGAGGAUGUUGUGGUUCUUGGAGCUAAAUGCUCAUAUAGGCAUGUUAGCAUGCUCACAGAGAAAAUGCUAACAUGCUAAUAUUUAGCAGGUAUAGGGUUAUUAUUUGAUUUUGGGCACUUUUAUAUCCCUGGAAUGAUUUUUUUUUAAGGAAAAAAAAGUUUUUUCUUGUCAUUUAUAUUAUCAUGACUUAAAAUGCUUCAUUUCA